Molecule: messenger RNA, 1445 nt
Organism: Abrus precatorius (Indian licorice)
Lineage: Eukaryota; Viridiplantae; Streptophyta; Magnoliopsida; Fabales; Fabaceae
Product: nucleoside-triphosphatase-like
Exons: 9
Coding region: 27-1445 (472 amino acids)
Biological process (GO): nucleoside diphosphate catabolic process
Cellular component (GO): membrane
Molecular function (GO): nucleoside diphosphate phosphatase activity
Source: RefSeq, a predicted model, not a curated record
UGGUAAGGUUAGAGAGGUGGUGGAAUAUGAGAAGUUCAGAAAUGAAAUUGCUGUGUCCAGUGACAAAGACUAAGAGCAUGGGUUUCCUAUCCCUCGUUACUUUUCUACUCUUCUCAUUCUCAAUGCCAACACUCUCUUCCUCCCAAAAUGUUGGGAACAUCCUACUCACUAAUCGUAAGAUGUUCCUCAAACAAGAACCCAUUACCUCUUACGCUGUUAUCUUCGAUGCUGGAAGCACUGGAAGCCGCGUUCACGUGUUCCAUUUUGACCAAAACUUAGAUCUUCUUCGCAUUGGCAACGAACUUGAUCAUUAUAAAAAGAUCACACCCGGUUUGAGUGCAUACGCGGACAAUCCUCAACAAGCCGCAAAAUCUCUGAUUCCACUUCUAGAUGAAGCUGAAAGUGUUGUCCCUGAGGAUAUGCACCCCAAGACACCCCUUAAGCUUGGGGCAACUGCAGGAUUAAGGCUUUUGGAUGGGGACGCUGCUGAAAGGAUUUUGCAAGCGGUUAGGGAUAUGUUUAAGAACAGAAGCACCUUAAAUGUUCAACCUGAUGCAGUUAGCGUUAUAGAUGGAUUGCAAGAAGGUUCUUAUCUGUGGGUGGCUGUCAACUAUCUACUGGGAAAGUUGGGGAAAAAGUUUACAAAAACAGUGGGAGUAGUUGAUCUUGGAGGUGGAUCAGUGCAAAUGGCAUAUGCUGUCUCAAGGAACACAGCUAAAACUGCUCCAAAAGCACCAGAAGGAGGGGAUCCCUACAUGAAGAAGCUUGUACUCAAGGGAAAGAAAUAUGACCUUUAUGUUCACAGUUACUUGCGCUAUGGCAGAGAAGCAGCUCGUGCUGAGAUUUUGAAGGUCACGGAUGGUUCUGCUAAUCCUUGCAUUUUAGCUGGCUUUGAUGGUAUCUACACAUAUUCAGGAGCGAACUAUAAGGCCUAUGCCCCCACUUCCGGUUCCAAUUUUGAUGAAUGCAGAGAGCUAGUUCGUCUGGCUCUCAAAGUGAAUGAGCCAUGUCCUCAUCAGAAUUGCACUUUCGGUGGGAUUUGGGAUGGUGGAAAGGGAAGUGGACAAAGAAAUCUUUAUGUUACUUCAUCUUUUUAUUACGUGGCUUCAGAGGUUGGUAUCGCUGAUCCAAAGAAACCCAAUUCCAAAAUUCAUCCUGAAGAUUUGAAGACUGGAGCUAAGAAAGCAUGUGGAAUAACACUCGAGGAUGCCAAAUCCACAUACCCACUUGUUCAGGAAGCAAAACUUCCAUAUUUAUGCAUGGAUCUUACAUAUCAGUAUACGUUGCUCAUAGAUGGAUUUGGCCUAGAUCCAUCGCAAGAGAUUACAGUGGCGAAAGGAAUAGAAUAUCAGGAUGCUGUUGUGGAAACAGCAUGGCCUCUAGGAACUGCCAUAGAAGCCAUUUCAUCUUUGCCUAAAUUUAACCGAUUAAUGUAUUUUAUUUAA